Acanthosepion pharaonis is the source of this 1872-nucleotide messenger RNA. The record is from the annotation of a GenBank genome assembly. NCBI's taxonomy places the organism in Eukaryota, Metazoa, Mollusca, Cephalopoda, Sepiida, Sepiidae.
AUGUCCACAGCUGAUAUUGGAAUAUUUUCUUCAUGUUCUUCAUCACUUGGAGUUGAUGAAUCGUUUGAAGUUGGAUCCCUUGAAUUUGACAAUGAUUUGGAUUUAUUGUUCAAUACUGCUGAAUCAGAAAAAAAGUUUAUGACCAUUCAAGAUGAAGAAAUAUUGUUACAGUUUAAGAAGACUUCAGAAGAAAGACGAAAACAAGAUGAUGUUGAAUUAGAGAAACUGUUGGGGGAUUUGCAUCGGAAGAAGCAGAUUGAAGAGGAAAAAAGAUUGGAAGCUGAAAAGAAAGCCCAGGAGAAUGAGAAACGUCGACGUAAACUUGAGAUGAUGCGGCAAGCAUUAUCUGAUGAUAAAUCACCUGUGAAAAGUGAUGGAGAAUUAUUCUUUGUUGAUCCAGAUAAUCCAGAUAGCAACAGUAGCUUUGAUUCUCAAUCCACAGUCCCUAAUAGUGAAAAAAGUGACAAAGUUAAUUCUUCAUUGUCCACAAGCAGCAACCCCAGUAACUCUCUUUUAUCUUCUCCUCUUGCACCUUCUCAAGCAUCUGCUCCUAUGACAGACUUGACUAUGAUAGUAACUACACCAGUUAAUCCUCAAGAACAAAGCUGUGAUAAGCCUACAGAAAAUCUAGAGGGCUGUUUGCUUCAAGAACAAAAUGAACCAGAUAUUGUAAAAAGUGCAAAACCUCGUAACCUGACCCCUCCCAGUACAUUGGACACUAAACAUCAGCAACUUGAACUUCCUACUGUGUUGGACCCUCCAGUUGCUCCACCUAGAAGAAAGAAAAAACCAAAGGAAAUUGUUGUUAGUAAUGAAGAUCUCAGCAUUUAUUAUCCUGCCACUGCUAGUCCUGGCUUACCUGCUGAACUGUUGACACCAGUCUCAACUGUGGAAAGUUUGACCAAAGAACUUGAACAUUCCCUUGACCUUCAAAGUGCCUUAGAAGGAAGUAGAAUCAUUAAUGCUGAGGAAGCUGAAGCAGGAGCUGUGAAUUCUGACCAAGAUUCAGUGUCUCCUAUCUUGGAACAAGAUGUGAUGACUCUAACAGAGAGUAGUAACACAUUAGGCAAUGACAAAUGUUCAGUGAGCUCAUUACAAGCUGAAGAUCCCAUAAAAGACAGCAGCAAUCCAUCUGGCGAUGAUAGUCCAAUGGUUCGACCACGUUCCAAUUCUGGCCGCUCUCUUACUGACCAGGAAAUCUUAGAAUCGGUGUUUAUUACCAACCUUGACACAGGCCAGAAAGUACCACUGAGUGUUGCUGAAGAUGAAUUACCUCGCUGUAUGAACCCUUUGGAUUUACACAUUAUUCGCAGAACACAUGAAUAUCUUGGUGAAGGGGAUCUUCAUAAGGCAGGACAGUCAGAUGAAGACGAGAGUAAAUCAGAAACCGUCCGACACUCAUCUGACCAACAAGGGACCAGGAGCAAGGCCACAAAGAUCAAGAAAUUCCUUGGUAAAACUGUUGGCAAGACAAUGAGCCGAGUAAAGUCAGUAGCAGAUCAAGGCAAGAAAGCUCUUCAAGGUGAUGAAACUGGAAUGGAAGAAGAGUAUUUCAUUGAUGGCAAGAUCUUUAAAAUUAAAGUAUCCAGCAGCAAUAAAGGACCAUGGGAUUUUUCUCAACCUCGAUUGCUUCAAGAUCUCAGUGGAGAACAUUCGAAUGCAAUUUGGACCAUGAAAUUUUCUCCUUGUGGGCGUUUAUUGGCAACUGGUGGUCAGGAUAGUGUCUUAAGAAUUUGGGUUCUUAAAAGUGCCUAUAGUUACUUUGAAGAUUUACGACAGAAGUAUGUUGAAGCAAAAUUAUCACCCUCUGCAUCACGAGAAAGCUUGGAUUCGCUUGCAUCAUCGGAGGCUUCCAGCCUAGAUCAAAGAUGA